GAAUUGCUUGUCGAUGGAACGUGGCCCGGCUGUCGGUGUUGGCCUUUGGCUGCGUGAAAUGCUCCCGUAAUGGAGUUUGUUUUUUUAAACAUUUCACAUAAUGCGUAAUCAGAUGAGCGAAGUAUAAAAACCAGCGUCGUUUAACCAAAUCAAUUCAUUUUAUGUGAAAGUCUUUGAAAGUGCAAACGUACAAAAUAAAUCGACAAUUGCCGCAAACAAACAUGUGCAGGAUUCUCGCUCUGCUCUUCUUCUGCCUUUAUGCGCCGUCGCAUGCCAGCCUUUACCAUGGACCAUCUGCUCCUGCUCCUGUGGCAGUGUCCGCUGUUUACAGUGCACCAGCUCCUACGCUAACCUAUGCUGCUGCACCGUCCACGCUGACCUAUGCUGCGCCACAUGCGGUGCAUGCACCGCCAGCUUUCAUUAAGUACGCUGCACCACAGCACAUCAGCACGUACGCGGCGCCUGUUGCUCCCGUUGUCAAGUAUUCGCUGGGCGCACCUGUAACCACCACCACCACCACGUAUACGGGAUUCGCUGCACCAGCUCCAGCCCCACCAGUUGUACACUACGCUGCACCACCACCACCUGCGUUUGUGACACGCUAUGCGCCACCACAACACGCUUAUGCAUACCACGCGCAGCCUUCGUAUGCCCGGGUUGCGGUUCAUGCCGCCCCGCCCCCCGCUGUUGCCUAUGCGGCGCCGGCUCCGAUUCCGGCUGAGCUACCCUGCGAUACUGCCUGGUGAGGCGGCAUAUCACACAUCUACCUAGUUAUAAUCAUGUUAAUUUCAAUGCUAAUCGACAAGCUGCCAUCGCGUAUAUUAGCAAUUAAUGAAGAGAGAAUUUAUAAGUGUGUGAUUUAAAUUGUUGAUAAUAAAACAUCUUCCGCGGCAUUUAUGCGCCAUCGUAAAGAA
This is a messenger RNA of Drosophila virilis, 914 nucleotides long. Its product is annotated as cuticle protein 16.5. The record is from RefSeq and is a predicted model, not a curated record. NCBI's taxonomy places the organism in Eukaryota, Metazoa, Arthropoda, Insecta, Diptera, Drosophilidae.